GCAGGGGCGGGGCCCGGAGAGGGGCAAGACCAGGCACAGUACCCAGCCCCUGGGCAGACGCCGAGCGAGGAGAAAGGGGCGAUACCAAGAGAAGUGCGAGGGUUCUAGCCACAUUAUGUGCGGCCCAGCCAUGUUCCCUGCCGGUCCUCGGUGGCCCAGAGUCCGAGUCCUGCAGGUGCUGUGGGCCCUGCUGGCAGUGCUCCUGGCGUCGCGGAGGCUGUGUGCGAUCAAGGAUUUCGAAGAAUGCACCUGGCAGGUUGUCCUAAACGAGUUUAAGAGGGUAGGCGAGAAUGGUGCGAGUGACCGCUUCUUUGAGCAAGAGCUCGUGGACACAGUAGGCAACUUGUUUCACAUGCUGGUGGACUCACCCAUCGACCCGAGUGAGAAAUACCUGGGCUUCCCUUACUACCUGAAGAUCAACUACUCCUGCGAGCAAAAGCACUCUGAGGACCUGGUGCGCAUGGGCCACCUGACGGGACUAAAGCCCGUGGUGCUGGUCACCUUCCAGUCGCCAGUCAACUUCUACCGCUGGAAGAUAGAGCAGCUACAGAUCCAGAUGGAGGCUGCCCCCUUCCGCAGCAAAGAGUCAUGCAUGGCAGAGGAAGUGUGUAGCAUGAGCUGGUACACGCCCAUGCCUAUCAAGAAUGGCAGUGUGGUCAUGCGUGUGGACGUCAGCAGCAAUGGCCUGGGGACCUUCAUUCCAGAUGAAAGGUUCCAGGUGAAUAUCAAUGGCUUCCUGAAGAGAAACCAGGACAAUAACAUCCAAUUCACUGUGGGAGACGAGCUCUUCAACCUGAUGCCCCAGUACUUUGUGGGUAUCUCAUCGAGGCCCUUGUGGCACACUGUGGACCAGUCACCUGUGCUCAUCCUGGGAGGCAUUCCCAAUGAGAAGUACGUCCUGAUGACUGACACCAGCUUCAAGGACUUCUCUCUGGUGGAGCUGAGCAUUGACAGUUGCUGGGUGGGCUCCUUCUACUGCCCCCAAUCUGGCUUCACGGCCACCAUCUAUGACACUGUUGCCACCGAGAGCACCCUCUUCAUUCGGCAGAACCAGCUGGUCUACUAUUUCACAGGCACCUAUACCACACUCUAUGAGAGAAACCGCGGCAGUGGCAGCUGGGUUCGUGUCCUGGCCAGCGAGUGCAUCAAGAAGCUGUGCCCUGUGUAUUUCCAUAGCAAUGGCUCUGAGUACAUAAUGGCCCUCACCACGGGCAAGCAUGAGGGUUUUGUACACUUCGGGACCAUCAAAGAUGGCCAGGUGUCCUUUGAGAUGCUGCCCAGGCAGUGGUCUGUGUGCGAGCAGAUGGGAGUUACCACCUGCUCCAUAAUUUGGUCUGACUACAUCGCGGGUGAGUAUACCCUACUGCUGCUAGUGGAGAGCGAAUAUGAAAAUGCCAGUAAACGUUUCCAGGUGGCCAGCUACAACACAGCUAGUGAUGACCUGGAACUUCUCUACCGCAUCCCGGAGUUCAUCCCUGAAGCUCGAGGAUUGGAGUUCCUGAUGAUCCUAGGGACGGAGUCCUACACCAACACUGUAAUGGCCCCCAAGGGCAUCUCCUGUAACCCGUACAACCACCUGAUCUUCAUCUGGGGCAACUUUCUCCUGCAGAGCUCUAACAAGAAAAACUUCAUCUACCUGGCAGACUUCCCCAAGGAACUGUCCAUCAAAUACAUGACCAGAUCGUUCCGUGGGGCUGUGGCUAUUGUCACGGAGACGGAGGAGAUCUGGUACCUCCUGGAGGGUAGCUACCGGGUGUACCGGCUGUUCCCAUCCAAGGGCUGGAAGGUGCACAUCAGCUUACAGCUGAUGCAACAGUCCUCUCUCUACGCAUCCAAUGAGACCAUGCUGACCCUCUUCUACGAAGGCAGCAAACUGUACCAGCUGGUGUACCUUAUGAACAACCAGAAGGGCCAGCUGGUCAAGAGGCUUAUGCCCGUGGAACAGCUUCUGAUGUAUCAACAGCACACCAGCCACUAUGACUUGGAUCGGAAAGGGGGCUACUUGAUGCUCUCCUUCACCAACUUCUGCCCCUUCUCGGUGAUGCGCCUGAGGAACCUGCCCGGUCCGCAGAGAUACACACGCCAGGAGCGCUACCGGGCACGGCCACCGCGCGUCUUGGAGCGCUCGGGCUUCCACAACGAGAACUCGCUAGCCAUUUACCAGGGCCUGAUUUACUACCUGCUGUGGCUGCACUCCGUGUACGACAAGCCGUACGCGGACCCGGUGCACGACCCCACCUGGCGCUGGUGGGAGAAAAACAAACAAGACCAGGAUUACUACUUCUUCCUGGCGAGCAACUGGCGAAGCGCGGGCGGAGUGUUCAUAGAAAUGGACAGCUACGAAAAGAUCUACAACCUCAAGUCCGCGUACGAGCUGCCGGAGCGCAUUUUCUUGGACAAGGGCACUGAGUACAGUUUCGCCAUCUUCCUGUCGGCGCAGAGCCACUCGUUCCGGACGAUGGCAGAACUCGGCACCGUCUUCCAGCUGCAUAGCCAGGUAGACGUGGGCGUGGUGCUGGCCGACCCCGGCUGCAUCGAGGCCUCGGUGAAGCAGGAGGUCUUGAUUAAUCGCAACGCGGUGCUAUUUUCGAUUACGCUCAAGGAUAAAAAGGUUUGCUAUGACCAAGGCAUUAGUGGACACCACCUUAUGAAGUCUUCCAUGACGGUCAAUGUGGUGGGUUCAUCCGGGCUCUGCUUCCAGGAAACGCACGAGGGGGCCCGUAUGCAAGGCAACCUGAUGGUGCCAGUGUUCAUUGGCUGCCCUCCAGGCAAGCGCCUGGCGUUCGACAUCACCUACACUCUGGAAUACAGCCGCCUGAAGAACAAACACUACUUUGACUGCGUUCAAGUGGACCCCGAGAUGCCCUGCUUUCUCUUCCGGGACAUUUUCUACCCCUUCUUCUUGAUUCAAGAUUUGGUGACAGGAGACUCCGGCAGUUUCCAGGGCAGCUACGUGCUGCUGGUGGUGGGUGGCGGGCCCACACUGGACACACUCAAGGACUACAACAAGGACGAAAUCUACCGCUUCAACAGCCCCUUGGACAAGACCAACAGCCUUAUCUGGACCACGAGGACCAAAAGGACCACCAAAGACUCAGCCUUCCACAUCAUGUCCCAUGAGAGCCCGGGUAUUGAGUGGCUCUGUCUGGAGAACGCCCCAUGCUAUGACAAUGUUCCCCAAGGCAUCUUCGCCCCUGAAUUCUUCUUCAAGGUGUUGGUGAGCAAUAGAGGAGUGGACACGAGCACCUACUGCAACUACCAGCUCACCUUCCUGCUGCACAUCCACGGGCUGCCACUCAGUCCCAAGCGGGCCCUUUUCAUCCUCAUGGUGUCAGUCAGCGUGUUUGUGGGCCUGGUGAUCUUCUACAUUGCCUUCUGCCUCCUGUGGCCCCUCGUGGUGAAGGGCUGCACGAUGAUCCGGUGGAAGAUAAACGAUAUCAUUGCCUCAGAAUCCUACUACACCUAUGCCUCCAUUUCUGGAAUGUCGAGCAUGCAGUCUCUGAGACGUUCCAGGAUGGGCUCCAUGUUCAGCUCCAGGAUGACAGAGGACAAGGCUGAACCCAAGGAAGCCGUGGAGAGACAGUUGAUGACCUGAGUCUGCCGCGUGCCCCAGCCCCCAGUCACUGUCACACUUCCCCUAUGAGGCCCAUCUUGAAGAUGCAGCCUGUCACCCAGCUCAGACCUCUGUUUUGCUUGAUGUUUACUUCUCGUUCAGACGAAAAUAAAGCCUUUUUUCAGGA
Messenger RNA from Cercocebus atys (sooty mangabey), 3740 nucleotides. RefSeq names its product catsper channel auxiliary subunit gamma (gene CATSPERG). The record is from RefSeq and is a predicted model, not a curated record. Gene Ontology annotation, cellular component: sperm principal piece; motile cilium; CatSper complex. Lineage: Eukaryota; Metazoa; Chordata; Mammalia; Primates; Cercopithecidae. The coding region runs from base 116 to 3595 and encodes 1159 amino acids. The transcript has 29 exons.